Molecule: messenger RNA, 2944 nt
Organism: Lutzomyia longipalpis
Lineage: Eukaryota; Metazoa; Arthropoda; Insecta; Diptera; Psychodidae
Product: alpha-N-acetylgalactosaminidase
Exons: 5
Coding region: 924-2210 (428 amino acids)
Biological process (GO): oligosaccharide metabolic process; glycoside catabolic process; glycosylceramide catabolic process
Cellular component (GO): cytoplasm
Molecular function (GO): alpha-galactosidase activity
Source: RefSeq, a predicted model, not a curated record
UAGUGCUAGAGGAAGCGUUGCCGCCACAACUUCUUUAUGAAACUCGUAGUGCCCCAACUGCCAGUCUGGUUUGGUAUUUCAAUUCGAGAGGUUGACUUUCUCAUUUUGAUAUCGUGGACUCGAGAAGAAACUCCUUCUUCUUUUUUUUUUUCUCAGUAAUAGUCGAUUAGAAGAAAAAACCCCGCGCCACAUUUCAUUGUGAUCUUCACAUCUUAACUCGUCUUCGAAUUUCUAUUUUUGGUCUUAAGUCAGCUAUUCCUGUUUAGCAAUUCCUUGCAACUCACGACAACAGGGUCUUUUUUGUCGUUCUUUUUGCAAAGAAAGGAAAGCCUCCCAGAAGAGAAGGGAAAACCAUCCAACAAGUUAAACGCGUUGUUUUCAAUUGAAUCAAACCACAAUCAAGCGCGUAAGGAGGAAAUAAAUCUUUAAAGUGAAUUCAAUUAACAAGAGUGCCUUUUCUCGAGUAAUUUUAUCAAAUUGUUGUGUGCAACAUUGGUUGUAUGUAAUAUUUGGUGUGUUGAGAGACAUUGAUACAUAUGCAAAGAAGAACCAAAUGGGACUUGGAGACAAAUGCAAACUAAACACUGAUACAACGUUUAAAUUCAGAUUCAAUUGAAAACUCUAAAAGCUCACUAAGCUAUGGGCAAAAAGUGAAUGCAGUGCGCAAAGAGCAUCGUCUUGAGAUAAAAAAAAGAUAUUUUGCAGCUCUCUCUCUUUAUUUCACACGGCGCAAAUUUUUCCAGUAAACCCAUCGUCUCAGGAAUUGAAGAAAGAAAAUUUUUUUCAACGAGAAAUUUCCCCCAUUUGGAAAUUCCUCACACCCACCCACGGAGUCUCUAAUCAAGGAGAAAAAAGUGUGUUGACGUACGGAAUCUCAAAAUAAAAAAAAAGCGAAAAGAUAAAAAAAAACUACUCAAAACGCCAUGGAAACUUCCUUAUGGUACAGCAUUGUGAUCUUUAUAGCAAUAACACAAGUUAAUUCACUUGAAAAUGGAUUGGCACGAACACCACCAAUGGGAUGGCUGUCAUGGGAGAGAUUUCGAUGUAAUACAGAUUGCGAAGGAGAUCCCGACAACUGUAUAAGUGAAAAUUUAUUCCGGACAAUGGCCGACUUGGUCGUGUCGGAAGGCUAUGCUGCCGUAGGUUAUGAAUAUAUCAAUGUGGACGAUUGCUGGUUGGAAAAAUCAAGAGGUCUCCAUGGGGAACUCCUUGCAGACAGGAGACGCUUUCCACGGGGAAUGAAGGCGCUAUCAGAAUACAUUCACGCACGAGGUCUUAAGUUUGGUAUUUAUCAAGACUUUGGUAAUUACACGUGUGCUGGCUAUCCAGGAAUCCUUGGAUAUUUGGGACAGGAUGCACAGCAAUUCGCAGACUGGGAAGUUGAUUAUGUGAAAUUGGAUGGAUGCUACUCCCUACCAACGGACAUGGAUCACGGAUACCCAGAAUUUGGUCGUCAUUUGAACGCCACUGGACGCGCAAUGAUAUAUUCGUGCAGUUGGCCUGUGUAUCAGAUUUACGCCGGAAUCGCGCCAAACUUCUCCUCGAUCAUUGAACAUUGCAACCUCUGGCGCAACUACGACGACAUCCAAGACUCAUGGGCCUCACUUGAGACAAUCAUCGACUACUACGGCAACAAUCAAGAUGCAAUUGUACCCAAUGCUGGACCAGGACACUGGAAUGAUCCCGAUAUGCUAAUCAUUGGCAACUUUGGCUUGAGCUAUGAGCAAUCAAAGACACAAUUUGCCCUGUGGGCCAUCAUGGCUGCACCACUUCUUAUGUCUGUGGACUUGAGGACAAUUCGCCCUGAAUUCAAGGCUAUUCUGCAGAAUCGCAAAAUCAUUGCUGUUGACCAGGAUCCACUGGGCAUCCAGGGACGUCGUAUCUACAAGCACAAGGGCAUUGAAAUUUGGUCACGACCCAUCACACCAAUCUAUCACACAUACUACUCCUACGCUGUGGCAUUUGUCAAUCGACGAACCGACGGAACACCAUCUGAUGUUGCCGUCACACUCAGGGAAUUGGGACUCAUCUCACCAUCUGGCUACAGAGUUGAGGACUUGUACGAGGAAGUUGACUACGGAGUACUCAGCCCACAGACGAAGAUCAAAGUCAAAGUCAACCCAUCGGGAGUGGUUAUCCUGAGAGCUGAUGUCCAGCCAGAUCGCUACUCAAGAACACCCUACACACCCCUAAAUUAUUUUAGAGGAUGAUUCACAAAUAACAACCCCUCCGCGAAUUCCUAAAACUUGACACCUCUCCCUCCCAUUUUUUCCAGUAUCCUUUGCAAUUUAUCUUUCCCUCCCUCAUUGAAACAACUUCUUAUUCCUUAAAACAAAGACAAUCUUUAGUUAAAAGUAUAAAUUUUUGUGUGUAUGUGUAAACAAUUUGCGGAAUCUGUUUUUCUACCGCCUCAAGGAAAAGUCUUUGUAAAUUUUUCUUGUAAGUUAAAAUGCAAAUAUUUUUCUUUGUAUUUAACUCCCAAAACAAAUGCACGCAUCAUUCUUAAAGAAACAAGAAUUAAUUAAACAAUAUAAAUUAAAGAAGACGUGCGAUGAAAUUUAAGAAGAAAAUAAAGAAAAACAUAAAUAGCAUAAGUUAUUAAGCAUUUCAUGUGCCAGCUGUGUCAAGUACAAGGUGUGAUGCAAUUGUUACCCUUGAAUUUAAUUUAAUAAAAAAAAGAAGAUAUCAAAAGAAUAAGAAUUAAGAAAUGAUCAAAUUCAAAUCCCUAUACUUUUUUGCAUCCAGUAGGACACGCAAAGUGUAAUGAAAUUUUUUUUUUAAAUUUAAAAUUAUUAUAGUGAAAAAAAAUCAGUGAAUUAAAAUAUUUUACUUUAAAUAAUAAAGAAAAACAACGUGUAAGCAAGGUGAGAUAAUCUCACGAGAGCUGUAGUGAUGGCGAAUGAGAGUAAGAAUAUAGAAAUCUAUAUUUAAAUUGAUCACAAAA